Molecule: messenger RNA, 1563 nt
Organism: Hypomesus transpacificus
Lineage: Eukaryota; Metazoa; Chordata; Actinopteri; Osmeriformes; Osmeridae
Exons: 2
Coding region: 42-893 (283 amino acids)
Biological process (GO): regulation of transcription by RNA polymerase II
Cellular component (GO): nucleus; transcription regulator complex
Molecular function (GO): DNA binding
Source: RefSeq, a predicted model, not a curated record
CAGAGGUAGUCGCUUCCGCUGCCGCGCACCAUUGAGGCAAGAUGGACGAAAAGUUGAUAUUGACUGUGUUUAAUUUUCCUGAGCUGUACAAUGUAACGCUACCAAAUUAUCGGAGCGGAGAUAGUAGGUCUCAUGCUUGGACAAGAAUCAGCGCCUUGACAGGUCUUCAACUUGAUGAGUGCAAAAGGAAAUGGAAGAACCUAAGGGAUAGAUACCUGAAGGAAGUACGACAAGAGAACAGAACUAAGGAUCAGGGAGAGCUUGUCCCGAGUCGCUGGAAAUUCCGCCAACUCCUGAAUUUUCUAGCACCCUUCUCAAAAUCAAGAAACGGCACCGUGUCACGUGAUGACGACGACCCUGACAGCCCUGGCGACGUCUCUGAGACCACAGAGGGAGACGUCAAACCUGUUGAAAUGCUCAAAGUAUCUCAGUCGGCCAUAACACCAACCACGCAGGCCAGCACCAUGUCCCAGCUAGCCUUUGUGACCCAGCUGUCCCCAGUGUCCCAGGGCCCACAGAUGGCACAGCUGGCUUUCCUGGCAAAGUUACCGCCAGGCGCUCAGAUAUCUCCAGUGCCCCAGCAGUCUUCCGGACGGAAAAGAAGUCAACCGAGAGAGAUAGAGUCCCCUGCAUCACCGUGCUCAUCUAGCACUUCAGCCAAGUUACCAAUCAAGACUAAGAGACUGGUCAAGGAUGUUGAUGCCAUACACACCAGAGCGCGAGAUGGGGACGAGGACGAGUUGUUUCUCUUGAGCUUUGUUCCAGCUUUGAAGAGGCUCGCUCCACAGAAGAGGUGCGAGACCAAGAUGAAAAUCCAACAGAUUUUGUACGAGGCUGAGUUUAGUGUGGCAUCCCCUUGCGACACCCAGGACCACCCCGAUCCAGAGGCCUAGUUUCAUGUUUCAUACAAAGCCAUUUAUUUCCGGUUGAAAGUUUAAGAUCCAAAUAUAUUUCUUUUAUAAUUUCUCCUCCACAAUUGUUUGCUCGAGGUGCAAUUCUAGUUUUUUAAAAGAUGCAUUUGGUUACCUAAGAAUGGUAUUUUCUAUUUUUGACAAUGAUUAACCCAGAACAUUAAAACAUGUUGGAUGUAAAUUGUGAAAGUGUUUUUGGUUUUCCAUUUGAAAGUCUGUACAAUAUAAAAGUGAAAUCUACUAACAUGGCAUUCAAAGUUUAAUGUUUACUAUGAAACAUUUUCAAAAAUCUUUUCCUCUUCCUUAUGAAGAGUCCAGGCAGUACGCUGUCUAUACAGAAUUGAAUUAGUAAGUUUGAGUGAAAUCCGAAAAUGUUGAUAUUUAAACAGUUUAAUUAUAGCCAUCUUAAUAUUUUACAGUAUUUACUUACAAUAAAGUACAGAAAGAGGUUAAUUAUUUCAGUUAACCGGACAAAGAUCAUUUGAAUUGAAUUUUGAACAAGAGAAAACAGUAUAAUACAUUUCAGCUCAUGGUAUCCUGCUUCAUGCCCCAAAGAAUUGUUACUGUAUCUAAACCAAUGUCAAGGACUCCACAAUCUGAGUCAACUGACAUAGGAAGUGUCACUCAACAACAUAAACAAAUUCUGACUGCA